GGAGGGAGCUCGGCCCUGCUCCCCCGCUGGCCUCUGAUCUGCCUACACCUCCUCUGGGACUGAAAGAUCUUGGCAAAGCUGCCCCCAAAGAUUCCUGCUAACACUUGUCUGUUCCUGCCUUUUGUGAAGCCUGGCACUCGCAGGACUCGGAGAAGAAUCUUAAACCCCAGCCUCUGCAGCUGCUCCAGAGGGCGCUCUGUACAGCUCAUCCACCACCCGGCUCAGCUCCGGGAGCUGCUCACAUCCUAGCGAUGCCCCGGGGAGUGUUGGUCCCAGCUGGAUGAGACCGUUCCCGAGUGGGACUCAGGCUUGCCACCGCCAAGACUCCCACGCUGCCCCCCCACCACUUCUCAUGUCUGGCUGCCCUGGCAGACUCUAGAAUGUCUGUGCCCCAGAUCCAAGUAGAAGAAGUGGCCGGUGGGGAAGAAGGGCCGGCCGGAGCAGCCCCGCCUCCUGACGACCACCUGCGGAGCCUGAAGGCCCUCACCGAGAAACUGAGGCUGGAGACCCGCAGGCCCUCCUACCUGGAAUGGCAGGCCAGGCUGGAGGAGCAGACAUGGCCCUUCCCGAGGCCGGCUGCCAAGCAGGGGGAGUGUGGGGAGGAGGAGCCCAGGCAGCACCCUGCACCCAACAGGAGUCCCAGGGACGACGGCCCCAGGGCCACUGGCAAGCUGGAGGGCUUUGAGAGUAUCGACGAAGCUAUAGCCUGGCUCAGGAAGGAACUGACGGAGAUGCGGCUUCAGGACCAGCAGCUGGCCAGACAGCUCAUGCGCCUGCGCAGUGACAUCAACAAGCUGAAGAUAGAGCAGACCUGCGACCUCCACAGGAGGAUGCUCAACGAUGCCACCUACGAACUGGAGGAACGGGAUGAGCUGUCCGACCUCUUCUGCGACUCCCCGCUUGCCUCCUCCUUCAGUCUGUCCACGCCACUCAAGCUCAUUGGAGUCACCAAGAUGAACAUCAACUCCCGGAGGUUCUCUCUCUGCUGAGAAGCCCUAGAAGGGGGCAGAAAAACCAGAAGAGAGAGUUUGGGAGGCAGGGAGAGGGUGUGGGAAGGGUGUUGAGGCCAAGUUACCCCAAGUGGGUCUCCCCAUAGGCGAGACCUGUGAACCGUGGGCCCCCAGGACCUGUCGGCAGGUGCUUUCUUGGGGCCCCCAGCUAUGGAUCCCAACAUCCCAUGACUGGCUCUUGCUUAACACCCAAAGAGUUCUGCCGAAGGGCCCCUCCACCCAGAUGUUCAGUGAGACCUGGGUUCCCAGCACGACACGUCACAGUCCUCCCCUCAGUGCUCUAUAUUCCUGUUUCCCAGAAUCACUGGUGCUAUGAACUGGGAUCCCAAAUGGGGCCCCCCAAAAACUGUGAUUCUUGCAGAAAGCUUCCCCAAGGGUACUGAGCCCCCAAGGGGGAGGUGAUCAGA
Messenger RNA from Ceratotherium simum simum (southern white rhinoceros), 1417 nucleotides. It is a transcript of the gene FAM167A, whose product is annotated as family with sequence similarity 167 member A. NCBI's taxonomy places the organism in Eukaryota, Metazoa, Chordata, Mammalia, Perissodactyla, Rhinocerotidae. The record is from RefSeq and is a predicted model, not a curated record.